Paraglomus occultum is the source of this 366-nucleotide messenger RNA. Lineage: Eukaryota; Fungi; Glomeromycota; Glomeromycetes; Paraglomerales; Paraglomeraceae. The record is from the annotation of a GenBank genome assembly.
AUGCCACGUACCCCACGCACAGUAUUUACCCAAGAACAGAUCGAUAUUCUCAGACAGAAAUUUGCAGAAGGCAUGAUCAAUCACAAUGAAGUGAGUCUGAUCGAGGCAGCAGCCUCAGAAACAGGCCUUACCACCAAAAUUGUGAUUUUACGGAAAUACUGGGAAGAAUACGGAGUUGGAACAAUUAUAUCAGAUUCAGCAAUGCAACAAGACAUUGACAUGCUUGAGAUCGAUGAACCGUUGCCGGCCGCAGAGUUUAUUACUAUCGAUAAUGAAGUACCAAUCGAACACCUUGAUGAUGAUAAGAAAGCAGCUGAACCACAGCCCACAUAUUUCUUUAAAGUUGGUGCUAGAAAAUGUGGAUAA